AUGGCGUCUCACUUGUUUCUAUGGGCAUCCGGAACGAUCGCGAAGGACCAAUCAUGGGAUCUUUUACGUAACCUGAGUCCUGUAUCCUCCCUGCCAUGGGUAGUGAUCAGGGACUUCAAUGAUUUAGACAGUCACGCCGAGAAGAAGGGUCCAGUUUCCCAUCCGGAUAGCUUAAUUAGAGGUUUUAAUGAUACUUUACAAGACUGUGAUUUAUCCGAUCUUGGUAUGUCAGGAUACGAGUUCACGUGGGAAAGGGGUCAUAGAACGGAACAUUGGGUCGAAGAACGCCUAGACCGGGCAGUAGCAUCGCCUGCUUGGUGCGAUCUAUAUCAAGAAGCUUUGGUACAUAAUCUGCUGACUAUGUACUCAGAUCAUAGUGCGAUUUUGCUCACUUUGGAAGGUAGGCCGGUAAGACAAAAUGCCAGGCACUUUAAAUUUGAAGCCGCCUGGCUUUUAGACGGGAAUUGCAGGAAAGUGGUGGAGCACUCAUGGGGUUUCUCUCGUGGUCUCGUUUUCCAGCAACGUAUCGAACGAUGUGGCAAAGAUCUAUGGCGUUGGGGAGGGGAAUUGUUUAGGAAAUUCGGGAAGAGGAUUUAG
Molecule: messenger RNA, 597 nt
Organism: Ipomoea nil (Japanese morning glory)
Lineage: Eukaryota; Viridiplantae; Streptophyta; Magnoliopsida; Solanales; Convolvulaceae
Exons: 1
Coding region: 1-597 (198 amino acids)
Source: RefSeq, a predicted model, not a curated record